This is a messenger RNA of Brienomyrus brachyistius, 1543 nucleotides long. Its product is annotated as interferon-induced protein with tetratricopeptide repeats 1B-like. The record is from RefSeq and is a predicted model, not a curated record. Gene Ontology annotation, cellular component: cytosol. Gene Ontology annotation, biological process: defense response to virus. The coding region runs from base 104 to 1543 and encodes 479 amino acids. Gene Ontology annotation, molecular function: protein binding. The transcript is spliced from 2 exons. NCBI's taxonomy places the organism in Eukaryota, Metazoa, Chordata, Actinopteri, Osteoglossiformes, Mormyridae.
CUUAUCUCAUGUACAUAAAACCGACAGCAUUUUCAGACCGAAACUGACAAUAUCAACAACACACCGAGGUCAAGAUUGGCAUUAACAGCUUUAUUUUGCUGAAAUGGCGUUGAACCAGGAAGCUGCACUAAGAGAAAAACUUAUUCAGCUUCAGUGCCACUUCACCUGGGCUCUCGGGAAAGAGGGCACUGACCUCAGUGACCUGAAAAUUAGACUGGAAAAUGAUAUUAAUUUCAGUUCAGCUGAUCAAGCCGGGGACAAACACUUAUUCAGCUUUUUGGCUUUUCUGAACUAUUUGCAAGACCAGCCAGAAGAAGCACUUGCUAACUUGGCAAAGGCUGAAGACCACAUUCGUAAACACAACAAAGAAUGUGAGAAAAUGCUCAUUGUAACAUAUGGAAACUUUGCAUGGCUGUACUACCACUUGAACGACCAUGUAAAAUCUAUGAGUUAUCUGGAGAAGGUGGAAGAUAUUAGGCAGCGAUUUCCAACACAGUCUCCUACUGCUUUUCAUGCGGAAGUCUACGGAGAGAUGGGAUGGACCUUCCUCAUGUAUUCUAGGAUAUACCACAAGAAAGCUAAAGAGUGCUUUGAGAAAGCCUUGAAAGAGUAUCCAGACAAUCCUGACUGGAACUGUGGUUAUGCUACAGCGCUGUACCGGGUUGAAUUUGAGAGCAACACAACUGCAAAUUCACCAGCUGGUAAACAGCUAAGGCGUGCCUUAGAGCUGAGCCCUGGGGAUUCUUAUAUCAUGGCACUUUUGGGUCUAAAACUAGCUGAAUCUGGGAGAUUGAAUGAAGCAGAGGAAUUGAUUAAAAGAGCUCUCAUGAUUUCACCAGACAAACCCCACAUCAUACGUUAUGUGGCAAAGUUUUUCAGAAGAUAUGGAUCUAUGGAUAAAGCCAUAUACCUUGUGAGGCUUGCCCUUGAAAAAACACCCAAUUCAGCCUUUCUUCAUCAUCAAAUUGCAACCUGCUAUAGGAAUAAAAGAAUCAACUUGUGCAGAAAUAGAGGGGAAAACGUUAAUAGAGAAGAGGUUGAAUAUCUUCUCCGACUUGCCAUCUGUCAUUGUGAGAAGGCUAUUGAGAUAAAGUCCUCCUUCGUUACUGCCGUGAUAGAUCUAGCUUUUUUACAUGUAGAGAAGAGAAAUCUUCCCAAAGCAGAGGAGCUGUUUCAGGAAGCAUUUCAGGUGGCCAGAGAGAAAAAUAUCAACCUGCAAAAUGUCCAUCAAUGUUAUGGUGACUUCCAGCUGUUUAACAAAAGAUCAGAGUCUCUGGCCAUAGAGCAUUACAUGAAAGGGUGUCAAAUUCAGAAAGAUAACACAGUGGGUAAGAAGUGUGUUAAGAAAUUGAAAAUGAUAGCAAAGAGGCGCAUUGACUGGAAUCCGAGUGAUGGGGAAGCUUUUGGGAUUCUGGGAUAUGUUAAUAAGCUAAGGGGUGACAAGCUUCAAGCCAUAGAGUGCUAUGAGAAAGCUCUUUUACAUAGUCCAGGGAACGGUGAGUUUCUCACAGCUCUCUGUGAGCUUCGGCUUUCUCUGCACUAG